Messenger RNA from Salvelinus fontinalis (brook trout), 10727 nucleotides. RefSeq lists its product as uncharacterized. The coding region runs from base 349 to 8601 and encodes 2750 amino acids. Lineage: Eukaryota; Metazoa; Chordata; Actinopteri; Salmoniformes; Salmonidae. Gene Ontology annotation, molecular function: actin binding; structural molecule activity. The record is from RefSeq and is a predicted model, not a curated record. Gene Ontology annotation, cellular component: cytoskeleton; plasma membrane. The transcript is spliced from 33 exons.
AUGCUCCCAUCCAGCAACAUUAGGCUACCAUCUAUUUUAUUUACCCCGCAAGUAGAGCGCAUACCAUCUACUAUCGCUCAAGGUUUGUUUUCUAUUGGAGUGUGCACCUGACCUAGUCCGCAGGGGUAUCCCCACCCACCCUCAGCUGCCUGCGAGCAGCAGAGAGGUGCUUCGUCAUUGCAAGACGCGUCACUGGAAUACUCGGAUCGAUAUGCUGUAACUUCUGAAGGCGUCGGGAAACACUUGAAUUAUGAUGGUGGAAUAAUACCAGGAAGAAACAGGAAGAAACGUCUCACCUCUCAGUGGAUCCCUGUACCUCGUCCUGUCUGAGAUGUCUCCUGUGUUUCCAUGCUGAUGUUUGUGUGUACCAUGACAACAGAGGCUAGCGCGGUGGGUGAGGCGGACACAGAGGGCAAGCCGAAGCCCAGCGAGGCAGAGAGAAAACCGGAGAACAAGCAGAGCUCAGAGGCAGAGAUACAACUGGAGAACAAGCAGAGCCCAGAGGCAGCAGCAGCGGAGCCAGAGAGGGAGAAGCCCAGCCAGAAGACCCAGAAGCAGGCCUCAGAGCCUGGCUCCACAGAGAGCCCUAUUUUCCCCACCACCACCACCACUGAGGAGGAGCAGCUAGUGAAGCCCCGCCAGCGCACCUCAGCCAGCCGGGGCCUCUCACGCCUCUUCUCCUCCUUCCUCAAGCGGCGCUCGCAGUGCACAGACGUAGAGUGGGCCGAGGUCGAGAAGGCGGAGAAGGACAGGAAAGAGAAGGCAGAGGCUGGAACAAAGGAGGAAAAGUUAGAGCAGGCCAAGGGGGAGGAGGAGGAAGAAGCAGCAAAGAAAGCAGAGAAGAAGAAAGAGGAGGAGGAAGAAGCAGCAAAGAAAGCAGAGAAGAAGAAGAAGAAAGAGGAGGAAGAAGCAGCAAAGAAAGCAGAGAAGAAGAAAGAGGAGGAAGAAGCAGCAAAGAAAGCAGAGAAGAAGAAAGAGGAGGAAGAAGCAGCAAAGAAAGCAGAGAAGAAGAAAGAGGAGGAAGAAGCAGCAACGAAAGCAGAGAAGAAGAAGAAGAAAGAGGAGGAAGAAGCAGCAAAGAAAGAGGCAGUGAAGAAGAAGAAAGAAGAGAAAGAGGCAGCAAAGAAAGCAGAGAAGAAGAAGAAAGAGGAGGAAGAGGCAGCAAAGAAAGCAGAGAAGAAGAAGAAAGAGGAGGAAGAGGCAGCAAAGAAAGAGGAGGAAGAGGCAGCAAAGAAAGCAGAGAAGAAGAAGAAAGAGGAGGAAGAGGCAGCAAAGAAAGCAGAGAAGAAGAAGAAAGAGGAGGAAGAGGCAGCAAAGAAAGAGGAGGAAGAGGCAGCAAAGAAAGCAGAGAAGAAGAAGAAAGAGGAGGAAGAAGCAGCAAGGAAAGCGAAGAAGAAAGAGGAGGAAGAGGCAGCAAAGAAAGCAGAGAAGAAGAAAAAAGAAGAGGAAGGGGUAACAAAGAAAGAGGCAGAGCAGCAGAAUCAAGAGGAAGAGGCAGCAAAGAAAGAGGAGGAGAAGAAGAAGAAAGAGGAGGGAGAGGAAGCAAAGAAAGCAGAGAAGGAGGGAGAGGCAGCAAAGAAAGAGAAGAAGAAAGAGGAGGGAGAGGCAGCAAAGAAAGCAGAGGAGAAGAAAGAGGAGGAAGAGGCAGCAAAGAAAGCAGAGAAGAAGAAGAAAGAGGAGGAAGAGGCAGCGAAGAAAGAGGAGGAAGAGGCAGCAAAGAAAGCGGAGAAGAAGAAGAAAGAGGAGGAAGAAGCAGCAAAGAAAGAGGAGGAAGAGGCAGCAAAGAAAGCAGAGAAGAAGAAGAAAGAGGAGGAAGAGGCAACAAACAAAGCAGAGAAGAAGAAGAAAGACGAGGAGGAGGCAGCAAAGAAAGCAGAGAAGAAGAAAGAGGGGGAAGGGGCAGCAAAGAAAGAGGAGAAGAAGAAAGGGGAGGAAAAGACAACGAAAAAAACACCAAAGGGGAAGAAGAAAGAGAAAGAAAAUAAAGAGGAGGAGAAGGGGAAGAAGAACGAGGCGAAUAAAGAGGUAAAGAAGAACGAGGAGAAUAAAGAGGUAAAGAAGAAAAAGCGGAAGGGCAAAAAGAAAGCAGGGGAGCAGUCCACAACAGAGGUGCAGGUGAAGGCCCCCAUCGCGGCCCCGGAGCCAGAGCUCAGAGCAGAGGCGGAGGGGGAGGCUGAACAGGAGAGGCAGGAGGAGCCGGUAGAGGCCCAGGACCAUCACUCCAUCAGCAGCACAGAGACACAGCCAGCACAGGCGGAGCAGAAGGCCAACACCGAGGUAGAGAAGGAGGCGGUAGAGGGGGAAGAGAAGGAGGCGGGAGUAGAGGAGAAAGAGGAGAAAGAAGAAACAGAGGAAGAGCCAGCCGAGCAGAUGGAGGAGGAGGAGGCAGAGGCGAACGGAGGGGAAGGGGAGAACACUAAUGGAGAAGACCAGACUGCUUUAGCAGAGGAGGCCAAACCCUCCAAGCGUCCGCGGAUCAUGCAGUGUAAAGUCACCCUCCUGGACGACACUCUGUUUGAGUGUGAGCUCGGUAAACAUGCGACGGGCUCGGAUCUGUUUGUGAAGGUGUGUGACCACCUCAACCUACUGGAGAGAGACUACUAUGGCCUGGCCGUCUGGGAUACCCCCACCUCCAGGACAUGGCUGGACGCCUCCAAAGAGAUCCGGAAACAGGUGGCAGAUUAUACCUACGAGUUCACUUUCAACGUGAAGUUCUACCCUCCUGAUCCAGCUCAGCUCACAGAAGACCUCACCAGGUACUACCUGUGUCUACAGCUGCGUAAAGACAUCCUGAGUGGCCUGCUGCCAUGCUCCUUUGUAACUCUGGCCAUGCUAGGCUCCUACACGGCCCAGUCUGAGCUGGGGGAGUAUGAUCCAGAGGUCCACGGCUCUCACUACACCAAGGAGCUGAGACUGGCCCCGGGACAGGGCAAAGAGCUGGAGGACAAGGUCAUGGAGUUGCACCGCACAUACAGAUCCAUGAGUCCAGCCCAGGCAGACAUGUUGUUUCUGGAGAAUGCCAAGAAGCUGUCUAUGUAUGGAGUGGAUCUGCACCAAGCAAAGGAUCUUGAAGGUGUGGACAUCACGCUAGGGGUGUGUUCUGGUGGUCUCAUGGUCUACAAGGACAAGCUGAGGAUCAAUCGUUUCCCCUGGCCCAAAGUCCUCAAGAUCUCCUACAAGCGAAGCAGCUUCUUCAUCAAGAUCCGUCCCUCUGAACAGGAGCAGUACGAGAGCACAAUCGGCUUCAAGCUGCCCAACUACAAGGCCUCCAAGAAGCUGUGGAAGGCCUCAGUGGAACACCAUACCUUCUUCAGGGUGUCGUCCGUGGAGCCCCCGUCGUCCCGCUCCCGGUUCCUGGCGCUGGGGUCAAAGUUCAGGUACAGUGGCCGUACCCAGGCCCAGACCCGCCAGGCCAGUUCCAUGAUCGCCCGGCCCGCCCCACGCUUCACACGGUCCGCCAGCAAGAGGCUGUCCCGCACCAUCGACGAAGCUGGAGAUGAUGAUCUCCAUGCCUCGCAGCUCUCUGCUAGUCCAAACAAGACAGAGGAUGACGAUUGGUUCUUCAUGCUGGGAUCUGACCAACCCCAGACCUUUUUUUCACCAGCCAGAGGGGGGGGGACUUUCUCUGUGGAGAGUUCCACUCAGAGCUGGGAUGAUGGCAAGUCCGUCCAGACAGUCAGACAGGCAUGGCAGGAGACUGAGACAGGCCAGACGGUCAGCCUGACAUGGCAGGGACGGGUGUCUGAUGGACAGCAGCAGGGGAGACUGGUGGAGGAGAAAGAGGAGGAUUGGUUUGUCCUGCUGGGCAGACGACCCUCCCUCCCCUAUUUCCCCUACCCCAUGAUAAAACCGCCAGUCAAAUACCGCUCUGCCAAGGUGGCAAAGGUGGCCACGGCCAACAUUCUGGAGAGGCUGCUACAGCCAAGGCAGGAACCAAGUGAUGACUGGGUCAUGCAGUUGGACCGCAGCUUUGAGUUUGUAGACACACCUCCAUUCUCUCCCCCGGUCUCCCUGGAGAAGGAGGAGACUAGGCAGGAGAGGAGGGACGUGAUCAAGAGGCUCCAGGAAGGAGUGUUCCUGGUGGAGAAGCUGAGGGAGGUAGAGGUGCUGGAUGAGAGACUGAGGGAGGUGAAGGUUCUGGAAGAACGGCUGCAGGAGGUGGAUGAGCUGGAGGAGAGGAUACAGGAGGAGGUGGAGGCCAGGCAGCAGCAGGAGGAGGAGGGAGGGGUAGAACAGGAGGGGGGGGAGGUAGAGGAGGAGGUGGUAGAGGCAGCGGAAGAGAAUGUGGAGGAAGUAGAUGAGUUGGAGGAGCAGAUAAAGGAGGUGUUUCUCAAAGGAUUGCUGCCAGAUGAGUCAGGGGAAGAUGAGGGACUAAAAGUGGAGAGUAUGGAAGAGGCAGAGGAAUCUGAAGAAGGGUGGUCAAAUGUGGCGAGCACCUCCUCUGUGGUACGGAGAGUAGAGUGGAGGACCCAGAAUAAUGUGACUAUAGUGAAAGAGAUGAGACAACAAGAAGGAGAGAUGGAGGAGGAGACGGUGGACCAGGUGGAGGUUUCAGACGAGGGAUUGAAAGAGGAUGAAGGAUGGUUAGAGGAGAGGAAGCGUCAGGCUUUGGAGGAAGGGUUGCCAGAGGGGCUUGAGGAAAGGAGAGGAGAGAUAAGAGUGGAAAGGAGGAGGAAGAAGGUGACUAUAGUGACACAGGAUGAGAGUCUUCCAGAUCAACUAGAGAAGAAAGCAUCUGAGAGGUUGUCAGAGGACCAGAUAGGAGGCCAUUUUUAUAAAGAAGGACAACUUAUGGUGAAAUUCAAUGAACUAUUUGCGGCAGAGAAGUUAGGGUUACCGGUAGUUACAAUUCAGCAGUGGCUCCAAGAACAGGAGUGGCUCCAAGAACAGGAAAAGGUCAGGGAGGAGAAACAGGAGGAGAGAGUGGAACAGGGGAAGGUUUCAGGCAAGGGAUUGAUAGAGGUGAAAGGAGGUCUAGAGGAUAGGAUGCGGCAGAUGUCGGAGGAAAGGUUGCCAGAGGGAGAGCAGACUGUCAAGAAAAACAAGAAAACAGUGAGAAUAGUGGAAGAAAUGAGGAGAACACAGAAGACACUCGAGGAAAAGUCAUCAGAGGACAUUUUAUCAGAGGAAAGGCUGGGAGAUGGAUUUUAUACAGAGGGGGAAGUUUUGGUGAAAUUCAGAAAGGAUGUGGAGAGGGUUCCACAUAGAGUCAGACAAAUGGAGAAGCCCCAAGAAGAAGAAGAGGUGGUGGAAGUGAAUAUGCAGCCAUCCCAGCCAGAAGACAAGGACGAUUGGGUUGUGUUGCUGGACAGCCUCCCACAUAAGACUCUUUAUAAGCCUCCAGUCAUGCCAGUCGACUCCGCUCUGGUGCCUGUGGUCUCCACAAGAUUCUCUGUGGUGUUAGUAGACACGGUCGAGCAGAGAGCACCAGAGAGGGAAUGCAUUGAAGUGGAGGCCACACAGCAACAGCCUGAAAGCGGGUUGGUGGAAGGACGGAGACCGUGGCAAAUGCAGGAAGAUGAUUGGUGUAUGCUCUUGGACCUGGCUGAUCGUGUUCCUUCAGGUGUACCAACCACACCAGUUUCAGCUUCUUUGCAAGAGCAAGUUCAGGUGUACGUAGAGGAAACCAUCUCUUCCAUGGUUAAAGUGAUGACAGUAGUGCAGAGAGAGGAGAGCAGGGUGACUGUAGUGGAGGAGAUGGAGUUACAGGAAGACCAGAGCCGUCUGGAACAGAAACCGUCACAGUCACAGAGAGAGAUGGAAGAUGACUGGGUUGUCCUGCUGGACAUUGUUCCCAGAGAACCAUCUGUGAUUCCGUCAGUAUCUGAGGAAUGUGUGUUUGUACCAGCUUCUGUGGAAGAGUGUAUUCCGGUAUACCCUGAGGAAAGCGUCUCCUCUGUGGUUGAGCUGACAACAGUAGAGCAGAGAGAGGAGAGAAGGGUGACUGUAAUGGAAGAGAAGCAAGAGGAGCGACAUCAAGAAGAAGUUAUACUUCCACCACAGCCAUCAAGAGAGAUGGACGAGGACUGGUUUGUGCAACUGGAUGUCGUGCCCAGAGAAACAUCCUAUAUACCACCAGUCGCUCCAGCAGAGCCAACACCGGUUUCUCCAGAUGUGAUCAGCCCUGUGGUUGAGGUAAAGGCUGAAAAGCAGAAGCCAGUGGUGGUUCUGGUGGAGGAGACGAGGCCACAACAGAAAGGGGAAGUAGAGGAGUGGCAGCGACAACCAGAGAGAGAUGAUGAUUGGUUUACAACGUUUGCUGAUGUCCGUGAGGAGCCGAUCAUUGUACCACCAGUUGCUCUUGGUGAGCAUACUCCGGUAUAUCCAGAUUUAAGCCAGACCACCUCUGUGGUUGAUGUGACGACCAUAGAAAAAAUAAUGAAGAAGAGGGUGACUAUUGUUGAAGAGAGGUGGGGACAGCAAGAGGAGAUACUCCAGUCAGAGAUGAUCAUCUCAGAGCAGAGACCACCAGCAGAGAGAGAGGAGGGAGAUGGCUGGUUUGUUCUGUUGGAUGCUGUCCGUCAAGAACCUGCUGGGGUUCUACCAGUUUCUCUGGCUGUUAGCGAUAGGGUAUACCCAGAGGUUGUGCCAGCCAAACAUCUGACCAUUGAGCCUGAACCAGGAGUGUUUGUGGUGGAAGCAGUCAGAUCCCUUCCUGAAGACGUUGCCCUGGAGGGUAAGGCAACACAACCGCAGAGAGAGCUGGAUGAUGAUUGGUUUUUGCAGCUGGAUGUUGCCCCUAAAAUAGCAGCGUUCCACGUAGACAGAGAGGUUAUAGAGCUGGUACCCCGGAGAACAGUGGUUGUGGUGGAGGAAACUAGGAAACCACCUAGAGUGGUGGAGGACAGACGUCAACCGGAGGUUGAACUGGUGAAAACACUGCCUCCCCAAGAGAGAGGGGAGGGUGAUGAUUGGUUGACGCUCUUUGAAGCCUCUCGUCAAGAGCCUGUGAAGAUGCCAACAGUUGCUGUGGUAACUAGACCUGCCCUUGUGGUUGACGUGAUGAUGACGAGCACAGAGCAGAGAACCCAGAAAAGGGUGACAAUAAUGGAGGAGAGCUGGAGAGAGGAGAGGACCCUGCAGCAGAGACUGCCUCAGAGACAGAUAGAGGUGGACGAUGAUUGGUUUGUCCUGCUGGAUGCUGCCCCUAAAGAAUUAGUUGCUCUCAGUGAGCGUCUCCAGGACUAUACUGACAUAACUGUUGUCAAAGGUCUAGCCGCUCAGCCCAAACCCACAGUGGUGGUUUCUGAGGAGAAGAGGCCGCUGUUUGAGAGGAGGGUUCUGGAGAAGAGACCAGCACAACCCCAGAGAGAUGUGGAUGACGAUUGGUUUGUGUUGCGGGAUAAAAAAUUGCGUGCAGUGGUGGCCACCCACAAGGCCGCCCGUCCGGUCAGCGCCCCAGUCUUCUCCCAGGCAGCCCUGAUGGAGGCAGGGAUUCCUAUGGCCCCCCUGGACCUCCAGCAGCCCCAGACCUCCACCCCCAUCAGACUGCCAGCCCGCCAGGACGACAGGAAGCUGGAGGUCACUGUGGAGGCGGUGGACGAGGGCUCAGCCGAGGUCAAGUCUGAGCAGACGGACACUGAGGAGCCGGUGCAAAUGAGGAAGAAAAGAGCUAAGAGAACUGAGGGUGACUCAAUUUAUAUCAGACAUAGUCUUUUAAUGUUGGAGGACUUUGAUAAUCCCCAGGAGGAUCUCAUCAGGCAUCAUACUAGUAUCAGUGAGCUGAAGAGGAACUUCAUGGCGUCUGUCCCAGAGUCCCGGGGGCCCAGCGAAUGGGACAAGCGCUUGUCCACUCACUCCCCCUUCCGCAGCCUGGGCAUCAACGGACAGCCUUUGCCCGAUGCCGACGGGAGUGUGUGUAUUACUCCUAUAAGUGAAGAGCUGGACACUAAGGCAGCGCUACAACAGGACGAGUCCAGCAGCACUGUAAGGCCAUCGGGGGGGCCCAGCCCCAGCCCUGCUAGCACAGAAACUGGGCCUGAUAGGGUUGACUCCAAAUCCCAUGAUGCACCUGUGGUGGCAGGGCCAUGUGAUCAGGAGGAUGAGCAUGUUAGCUCUGGGACCACCAUCGUUGAGGUGGAGAGGGCACAGCUGCCCCACUCCUAUCAGCUCCAGGGUACAGUGCUGGAGGAGGAGGAGCCGGCAGACCCAGGGUCGAGGGGGGAGCAGUCUGGGAGGAUAACUGGAGCCUCCCACACCUCCUAUUUCGUGAGCGGUGUUCCCCAUGUCAUACGCUGUUUCCAGCCCCCUCUGGUGCAGACCCAGACAGUCACCAUCACAGACGUGUCCAACUCCCUCCCUACUGAUGUCUCCACUAAGGAUGUCCCUAUCGUUCAGACCCAGACUAUCACCUACGAGUCUGCAGAGGGGUCAGUUGACGGGACAGACGGGGGGAAAGAGGCCACAGCACUGAGCAGCAUUCAGACCUUUACCUCAGAGAGCAGCAGGGAAACCAGUGGCACCUCCAUUACUACCACCACCACUCACAUCUCCAAGGUGGUGAAAGGAGGAGUGUCAGAGACCAGAGUGGAGAAGAGAAUCGUCAUCAGUGCCGACUCAGAGGAUGACCAGGGAAGCGACGGCGGAGCAACAGCAAUGUGAUUCAGCUCAACACACAGUCAGGGAGCCCUAUGGAUCUGAUGCUCAAGACACCAGAGCUUUGUAGUACAGGGGACCAAGUGACUAACCUCCCUGUCCCAGAGCCACCCCCACCUCCUCAACCCAUACUGACAUUGUGUCCUGACUGGUCCCCUCCAGAACCACCGUGGUUGCAUCUCAAAUGACCAGAGCCCUGGUUGGGAUGCAUCCUGGUGUCUCCCUGCCCAGUGGGAUAUGAACAGGCCAGGGAGAAAGCCUCUUGUGUCCUCUCUUUCCAUACUGCUGUUCUGACUGUAUGGUGGCUUCAUUUUGGUCUAUUCCACUCAAACCUCAUAUUUCGCCAAAUUACUUUUUUAAAAUUAUUGUAGUAGGAAAGAUGAACCUUUUCAGUUCUAAGAGCAUUUAGGUCGUUUGCUUUUAAAUGUUUAUUUACAACAUAUUUUUCUGUCGUUUGUAUUGCUACUACUGUAUCAUUGAGUUUAAGUGUGGACUCAGCGAUAUGACAGAGAUGCAGAAAGUUAACAGCGUAGUGGGUCAAUUUCAGCAAAACAACUAAGAGCAUAGAAGUGAGAGGCUCAACUUCUCCUCUGUUUUGGUGCCAUGGUUCCAACGCUGUGAACAGAGUGAAGCGAACCCGUGCACAUGCCCAAAUACUGUGUGAGAGCAAAGUCUUGCAUCUCGCUCAUCUCAAUAUCUGCGGUGCUGGUCGAGGCAACGGCAUUUUACUGAGUCUCCCUUUAACAUGCUCAUUUUGAUAGAAAUGCACUGUUUUCAACUGAGCUUUAAGUAAUAACAUUAUCAGACUUUUUCAAUCAGAUUAAGAUGCUGAACAAAAACUAGACGCAUUUUUGGAAAGGGAUAACUCCUUUGAGUUUGUUUACGUUUGUAAUUGAGGAAUAUUAUUUUUUUAUUGAAUAUUCAAAUUGAAAUGACAUACCUCACUUAAAAGUAUUGAACAAAGAUAUUGCAUACUCAAACAAGCAGGCCUGUUUUGGAUUUGUUCUCUGCUCAGGUAAAAUAUCUCUUUCUUAACCAGCCAAGUUAACAUGUGUAAUACUACUAGGUCAGGCCACGAUGACCCUCGUUAUAAACUUUGACGUGAUGACAACUGUCUGUUUUUAAAUGUUUACUCUAUUUUAUAGCAUUACUGCUUUUAUAGUAUUUGUACAAAAUUAGGUUUUUAAGUUAUUGAAGUUCAUAUCCUACCCAAUGGUAGCUUCUCAUAUCAAUAUUGUCUUUUUUUUUACAGCUUGAUUUUGGGAGUGUCCCAUGUUUCCCAGUACGUAUUCAGCAUUGUUUUUUCUUCCUCUUUUAAUGCACCUUUGACCUCUAGGACUGCCCCACGCAGUCUGAUGUGAGAGCAAUGGAAAGUCCCGCUGUGUAUUGUCCCUUAAAAGGAUUUUAGAUCGAAACGUGAUUGAUUUUCAGAUCCUUUUGUUGUUGAUUUGAUGAAACAAUGCUUUAGUCUGUUUCUCAGGUUUUAUGUCUUUGUCAAUACUGCAGGACAAAACCCCUCUGUAUAUGAUUGUAUGAAGAAUGUUCAGUCUUAAUGUACAUUCUAGCCCUGCAGAUAGAUGGGUCCAAAUGAUACUCAGCUCUUAAACACCGUAGUACAUGUGCAAGAUGUAUUUAUCACUAUCAAAAGGCAGCUGUCCCAGUGUAUGUGGCUUUUCUUUCAUAUAGGGGAACAUAUUUUGUCCUUUUGUACAUGUUCUACCAUCAUUUCUUUGUAAAGUAGAGACUGUUUCAUGUGAUUCAUUGUACUGGGAUGUUUUUUAAAACACGAACAUGUUUGCAGGCUUUUAGACACAGAAGUCACAUUCAUAAUAAUCUAGUUUGUAUAUCUUUCUUACCACCUGUUUUAGAGUAGAUUGCUGUACCCUGUCCUUUUGUAGAUCAGAUAAAGAUACGUGUAUGAGAACCCUUUUAGAGAAUGACAAUUGGUAGCAGACCUUUCUUCUCCUCUGAAGAAGUUUGUGAAGGUGGCACAAACCAUUAGCUAGAAGGAUCUUGAGGGCAUAAACUAGAAUCUCAGCGGAACCCUUCGUUUUUAGAUUUGUAAACAUAUUGUUGCUUUUCUGUGACAUAUCCCUGUCUUAAAGUUAAAUAAAAUCAGAAUGAAUUAUCAA